Molecule: messenger RNA, 806 nt
Organism: Dioscorea cayenensis subsp. rotundata (Guinea yam)
Lineage: Eukaryota; Viridiplantae; Streptophyta; Magnoliopsida; Dioscoreales; Dioscoreaceae
Product: peptidyl-prolyl cis-trans isomerase CYP18-2
Exons: 6
Coding region: 66-560 (164 amino acids)
Biological process (GO): protein folding; protein peptidyl-prolyl isomerization
Cellular component (GO): catalytic step 2 spliceosome
Molecular function (GO): peptidyl-prolyl cis-trans isomerase activity
Source: RefSeq, a predicted model, not a curated record
ACCAACCACUUAAUAUUUUUGUUCACGAGCUCCUCGAAAGACGACGCCACUUAUUGCUUGGCGAGAUGUGGGCAAGCGCCGAUGGCGGCCCGCCGGAGGUGACCCUCGAGACCUCCAUGGGUCCCUUCACCGUAGAGAUGUAUUACAAGCACGCUCCCAAGACCUGCAGGAACUUUGUGGAGCUCUCCCGCAGAGGCUACUACGACGACGUCAAAUUCCACCGGAUUAUCAAGGAUUUUAUUGUGCAAGGUGGUGAUCCGACCGGGACUGGGAGAGGUGGGGAAUCCAUCUACGGUGCUAAGUUUGAGGAUGAGAUAAAACCAGAGUUGAAGCAUACUGGGGCUGGGAUUUUAUCCAUGGCUAAUGCUGGGCCUAACACUAAUGGAAGCCAGUUCUUCAUUACUCUAGCACCAGCUCAGUCCUUGGAUGGUAAGCAUACAAUUUUUGGCAGAGUAUGCAAAGGGAUGGAAAUCAUUAAGCGGCUUGGGAGUGUGCAAACUGAUAAUAGUGACAGGCCCAUUCAUGAAGUCAAGAUACUGAGAACAAUCGUCAAAGAUUGAUGGCAUCAAAUUGAAGCUAGUGAGAACCCUUUUUGGGACGAAUCUGAAUCCCCGUUCCAUGCUAUUUGGCGUUAUAAUCGUGUUGCUUAUUGUAGCAUGUUUAUAUCUGAGUUCAGAUGGCAAAUGAUCAUUAUGAAAUUGUUAAUCAGUGCCCUCCAUUUGAAUUUUUCUUUAUGUGAAAACUGGUGUAAACUCGGACAAUGAAAAUUCAUGUACUAUUAGUCUUAACUUAUUUUAUUUGCAUUA